ACGCCGGGACGUCGGCGACUACCGCAACCCCCGUUGUAGCCCUAACGAAGGCACGAGGGUAGGCAGUCGCGUGUUCCCGUCGUCACGAUGCGGUCAGUCAGUCGCGCACCGUAAGAAUGUAAUCGGCUCACCGAAUAUUUCUCGCUCGCACGUCCGUCGCCGUUCUCACCGUGAUGUCACGCGAAAUACCGUAACGUCAUCAGCCUGCGGUGGGCACCGGCGCGCAAAUGGCGCAGGGGAUCCUCGAAACGGCAUAUGAGCCAGGCAUCGAGGAGGAAGCGAGAAGAAAACGCGAGCGUCGGGUCGUUCAGGAGGGCACGGUGCUGUGGAGACGUCGGAAGGAGGAGCUGCAACGUCAGAAGCAUCGUGAACAACGUGAACUGCAGGAAAUUCUGGCCAGUUACUCGCCGUGGGGAAAGCCAGGUGGCGGUGCACCCUGUGCGGCCACUUUAAGGAAGAAAAACGUACCUCUGGAGCCGCUCGAGCCGUCCGCACCACCAAGGCCGAGGUGUUACAGUUUCGGUCAGGGUUGGACGAACAACUCGGUGAUCGAUAGACUGUACAAAAAGAACACGGACCCUACGGCUGUUGCGGACGUGAAUAAAUUCUACGAUGACAGGGCAACGCCAGGCAUCGCAUCGGAAACACAACCGCUGCAGGAUCCGAGGAAUCUCUACAAGGAGGAGAUUCAGGUAUACGAGCUAACGGGUGGUGUCGAAUUGGUGCCUUUGUUAACCAGCCAGCGCUAUCAGUCGCAGCCGCAGACCACGCGCUAUCGCGUCACGGACGCCACUCGUCCGGGAUACACGAUAGAAUCGUUUCGCGCCCUCGGCGUCGACAAUCAGGGAUACAUCGCGGAGCUCGCCGAGCAGAUACGACGUAAACGGAACAGGGCGUUGGAGGAACGACGGAUCGAACAGGAGAGUUGUCGCAGACACUUCGAUACUUGGAAAAAGCUAUGGGGUAGACCGGGCCAUGGCGCCCCCAUAGAUCACGUGCAACGGAACAAUCUCUACAACAUCCUCCACCGCCCGGCUAUCUAUUGAAUUUUCCCCGUAAAGCAUUUCGCUCGUGAGGAAGCGUACGAGCAAAGGGGACCUCGUUUCUGUAAUGCUUUUUAUUUUACGGAACGAAUAAAGAGAAAGAGGACUAUUAGAUGUCGAUGAUGCGACGUGCGGCGAUCGAUAGGAUCGUCCUCGGAAGGUCGAGCUUAGCGCACAAAAUGUUUCCCUCUCUGAAUUUUUUAUUUCUUUCUUUUUUUUUACUUGUUUCAGGGCAG
This is a messenger RNA of Harpegnathos saltator (Jerdon's jumping ant), 1279 nucleotides long. RefSeq lists its product as uncharacterized. The transcript has 7 exons. The record is from RefSeq and is a predicted model, not a curated record. Lineage: Eukaryota; Metazoa; Arthropoda; Insecta; Hymenoptera; Formicidae. The coding region runs from base 228 to 1046 and encodes 272 amino acids.